GCGUCGCUCUCCGCCCUGGGCAGAGAAAACUACGGGUGUUGCUCGGUGUGUUUGGUUCGGGAGACGGCCGGUUGUUGAUUUUUAAGGACUGAACAGUCAACGUCAGUGUAAACACUAACAUUUCUUCGCGUAGUAACUCAACAGGACAAUGAAUGGUAAGUCAACGAACGGUUCGCUGGGAGGAAUGGCCUGUAUCGAGGGUCUGCCCCCGCUGCCGAAGAGCCUGAGCGGCUUGCUGAACUCCAGCGGCGGCUCCUGGAGAGACAUGGAGAGGAUGUACGUAAAGAAAACCAUGAUCCAGGACGACCUGAGCCGAGGCAGGAACAACGCCGACAACCUAAUGGCGAACAAGCCGGCCAACCUGGACGCUGCUCUGGCUCUUCUGCGGAAAGAGAUGGUGGGUUUGCGUCAGCAGGAUAUGUCCCUGCUGUGCCAGCUGUGGUCGCUCCAUGAGUCGAUCCAGGAGUACAAGGGCAGCUGCCAGGACCUGAGCGCCGCCUCCAGCCUCAGCAUGAUGGAGAACGGCUACUUCGACGAAGAUGACGAGUAUUACCCAGAGCCUGGCGCCACUCCCACCGGGGAACAGCCAGAUGGAGAGGUUGGAGACGGGACGGCAACAAUGGCCAAGAAUGGGAGCAGCAGCGGCAAAGACGACAGCUGGGACUCCUUUCACGUUACCAUCUGAGGCCUCAUUCUCAGCAUUUUUCUGCAGAUGGAUACUUAUUUUGGGGCGACUGAGUUAAACAGGAGGAAAAGUUGAGUAGAUCUGGAAACCUUUUGGGAACUGGCCAGUUAGAGAUAGCAGCUUAUGGUAUCUGGUUACCAUAACAGACUAUAGACAUAACAGACUUCGGCUCCUCCUCAGGUGAAACACACCCCUGCUUAUGCUGCAGAAGGUUUUUUUGCAGCGUGACCAGGAGCUUCUUCAGACUGCGGAGCUGAGACGCCGUGUGUUAGGAUGUGUGGUUUGUUAACACCCUCUCACCCUCUCAAACUCAGGAGUUGAGAUGGAUUGUAUUCCCAGACUCCAUAUACUCAAAAUUAGGCCAUAUAUAUUUCCUUCUAUAAACAGCUGCUGCUUCAAUAUCAAGUGGUUUUUUUAGCCAGUCACCCUUUUUGGCAGAACUUUUUUACAUAUACAAUAUAUAUGAACAAAGUUGUAUUAUUUAUUAAAUAAUAUAAAUAACGAGAUGUUUGCUUUCCUUACACUGUACGGACGUUUUGUACUGCAACUCUACCCAGAUACAAGGGUACAGCAUUUACAGGUUGGCAAUUGGGACUUCAAAAGUGAACACAUAGGAUGGGACUUCUGAACUCUGCAAUCGUUGUUCAAAGAGAUGGUCGACUGUGAACUAGCUGAUGGAGAGUGUGUGUUGCUUUUUAAGUGGUGAAAUCAUACAUUUGCAAAAUUUCAGAAGUUGUCAGACCACAAGAAUGCACAAAGAGGUGAAGUCCUCAAACCUGUUCACGGUGAAAAAAAGCUUGAAAACUUGACUGAGUUUUGGUACAGGAGUGAGGGCUACACUUUUUUGCCUUUAAAAAAAAAAAAAGAAAAUGUGAAAUAUUCAAAAUGCUGGAAACAGGUUUGCAUAGGUGCAAAACCUGGAAGCCCAGUGCACUAAGCUGCAGAUUGUGUGCUUCCAUGAACCUUCAAAGCUGUUGGUGCUUGCGUGCAUUACAAGCAACUUUGAUGUGUCAACUGUUUUCUGACUGGGUGGUGUAAAAGGUCCAGAUGGGUUUGAUCUGGCAAAUGAUGCAUUAUACUGCUGUGUUAAUCCCUUUCAUGAUCGAUCAAUCUUGUUUCCAUAGUUAUGACCAUUCCUAUCAAUAAGACGUUUGUGGUCAUAAAGUUAAUUACUGAAAUCAGGGAACAACAGUGCUAAAAAGAAGUCAGAUAGGGCAUUAACCUGAGCAAUAUUAUCCUUACUGAUUUAAUAUGAAAAACUAUGAAAAUAACUCAAGUUCUAAUUAAUGACAAUUAUCCUUUAACAUAGCCAGGUAGCAAAUGCUUAAUGGGAUCAGCCAUUUUCCCCAUAACCAGCUUUGAGACUUAUAUUCUUAAUAUUCUCAUAUCAAAUAAAUUGAGAAACCAACUUCUCACGUAAUUUGCACUCGCUGGUUAGAAAAAAUGUUAAUUAAUCACAGUGACAUUGAUGGAGAAAUGAAAGUAUGUAAAUCUGGCUUGUAAUGGUCAGUGAGUUGGUUCAGUUUUGGUACUUUGUCACCUAAAAAAUCUUAACUGAUCCUAUCCGAUCUACACAUGCAGCUGGAGUUACUAUACAGACUCAGCUUGAGCAUUAUCUAAAACAUGUUAGAGGGAUGUAAUGCAUAAUAUUAAAGUGUUUCUAUAAACCGUAUGGAGGCUGUUUAACCAUCUGAGCCUCAUCCUAAAACUGAAGUAGAUCAUGUGGCAGUACUGGUCACUAACAAGAUUGUUUUUAAUUCAAAAGAGCUUGCCUUUAUUGUAUGGUUGUGAACAAAAUAGGAUAAACACUUCUAAUACAGUGAGAUGCUCUCCUAGUGAAUCUCUGCUCCACAAACUCAGCCUUAUUCUACACUAAGGAUGGUUUUUUGCUGUUGUCCUGUAGCAGGCGAAGAUGUUUGGAUGUGCGAAUAUUAAUACUUGUGCUACACAUGGCAGUGGUCAGUCUUCUUUAAUAUCUAAGCUCUACAGCAAAGGUCUUAGCUGAACCCAUAGCAUGCAACGACACAGCUCAAUACACAGCAGCUGUUUUAUCACUCUCACUACAAAAUGACUUUACUCUGUCAACAAGGUGUGGAAAGUUUCAGUAGCGUGUUAAUAAUGUGUCUGCAUUCAUCUUAUGACGUCAUCUGUUUGUAGUCUGGUCCGCUAUUUGUGUGCUUGUGGAACACAAACCAAAGAAAGUACAGUAGUCAAACUGAAAUGGUGCUGAAGAAGAAGACAGUUUCUUAUCUAACUGCUCCUGAUUGGUUACAAUACAAAAUGACAACUUAUGUCUUGAAGAAUGUCUUUACAAGUGAAGCUGAUGAACGGAGUUACCAGAAAAUCAGUAACUGUGUAAAAACUGAAUUUCAUACAGAUAUUACCACAAUAUAACAUAAAGGAAUGGUUGGACAUUUUAAGGACUUACCAACUCUUGCCAAGAGUUAGAUGAGAAGAUCUAUUUAAAUAUGAAGCUACCGCUGGCAGCCAGUUAGCUUAGCUUAGUAUAAAGACUGAAAAGAGGGGGAAACCACUACCAUGGUUGUGCAAGAGAAGAAAGCAAAUAAGUGUAAAAUGUUGAAACUAUUCCUUUUAACGGUUUGAUCAUUUCUAUCAAAAACUUACAUUUCAAGGGUUUUCUUCCUUUUUACAGCUAUAAUUAACUGAACAGGAUUUUCUUCCUCUCAAAAGCACCUCUGGGAAUCAUAACACACCACUGCAUACUCACUUUUAAAUCUGAAAACUUGUCCCGUUAAUAUCCAUAAUGCAAGUUUCUAACUACAACCAGAAGCCUAAAACGUUGUGAAUGUUUGCUCUCUGUUAUUUAUUACUAAUCUGUUAAAAACACCUGUUGGAUCGCCGCAACCUAUCGCUAAUCUGAAUCUAAUCAAAGCGCAUUCGAUCAAAAAAUAUAACUUAUACAGUUUAAAACAUUUGAGUAAAAUCUUGACCCCAUACGUUUUAUUGGAUGUCUAUACAAUUAGUGCCUUUGUAAACCUGCAGGUUUCAGACCUGCAGCUUGCUGUUCAAGAUGGGGAUGAGAAUAUACCAUAAACUGACUCGCUUGACGUGCACUUCGUUCUUAAAGCUGCUACGGGUAGAACUAAAAACUUGAUGACUUUUGCAACUUCCUAAAUCCCUUAAUGGCCGUUUAUUGUUUACUUUUUUUACUCCUCCAUCAAAGGCUCCUUUUUUCAUUUUAUUGUUGAGGAUGCAGCUGUUAGGAGUUUUGAUGCUUCCUUCCUCUGAAAUUUGAGUUUCUUCACACACGUCUCAAACAAAGUGAGGCAGUUCCCAUCCUGUCCUGGUUGAUGAGGUCAAGCUUGUUGACCUCAUCAUAUACGUAGAAUAAACUCGUGCAUGGCUUCAGUUUCCCACAACAUUUAUUCUGUCAACAUUUAUUUUAAUCUUCUACAUGUAGCAGCUUUAACCUCCAAAACUUGUAGCAGCCUUAAAAUCAGUCAUGUCAUUUGCAAAAUAAGGUGCACUCCUCACUUGUUCAAACACACAAAGUGUUCAGCUAUAAUUUUGCACUUGCUUGUGGUCGUUCUGUGUUAAAUCCUGCAAAACUGCAACUACCUGAUCCUCUUUGAGUUGGUCUUUAUUACGCAGGCACACGGUGCUCCUUGUACAGUAACUCUACUGUAACUAAAUCCAGCACAAGAGAGUCAGAAAGGAGCUUUAAAUUGAUCACCAGCAAAAGUGUGCCCAAUAUUGUAUUGUUUGCACUUGAAUAGUGUGUGAUUCCCUGUGACUUUUACAACCCCCAUUUUUCAUGUGAUUAUCGGAUGUGUAAUGUGGUGAUGUCAGGGUAAACCUCUGCUCAGAAAUGAUCAGCAUGUCUUCACCCUGGAGGGACACAAAAUUCUUAAAAUGUUUGAACAUGAUUGUAACAUGACGCACGUUGUUAUUUGGUGGUGUGUUUUCCAGUCACGUGAAUAACUGGCCAAAUGUACACAAUGUGUGAUGCCUCGCCCACAUACUUACAGCAACUACAGUGUAUUUCUAUGUAAAUUGUAAAUGUCGUGUUGUGGUCUCUCUGAAUCAAACAGCAAGGGCUUCUUUCUAAAGCCGCCAUUUUGCACCAACUUUGAACAAUCACAUGAAGAAAUCAGUUGUUAGAAAAGGACUGAAAGACCAAUUUUUCUACUUAAAAGUGGCCUACAUAGGACUGAAUGCAAUGCAACCACACAGAUUUCAUGUGGUUUGACUAAAGUUAGGGGUAUUACUUUAAUGAUGUUGAAGUGGGUACACAAAAUAGCAUAAUCAGAGAUUGAUGGUAUUUAAUGAGAGAGUGCCCGAGGGGGAGAUGUGUUCAUGAAACAUGUUGCUUUAUAUCGAGAUGAGCUGUCAAAUGGCCAUGUUUCAUCCACCUAAAACUUUUUGUUUUUAACAUUUGCUUGUCCUUCUCCAAAAAGCUCCAAAAUGCAUAAAAACACAAUUUUUUCACUUAAACAAAAAAGUUAUUCUCCUUUAGCUGACCUGUGUUGAGACCUAUGUUUCAGCACCUGAAUCAGCAGAGAACAACACAAGAAUGUCUAAGAGGUACAGCCGAUUAUUAGUAUCUACUUAUUACAUAUUGUGAUUGUUAUCCACCUUUUCUAGUUAUUGGCUGCAGCUGUAAAAUUGGUUUGAAUAUGUAAUUGGAAAGUGAAAUGUCUGACUUCAUAUUUAUACUGUAUAUCAUUCAUCAUAAUCAUUUAUUAAAUCACUAUAGUGGAAAAAUGUUUUAAUGUAUUUUGUGUUGUAUAAGCAAAAGUUGUUCAGAGAACAUGUGAACCCCAUGUUGUUACCAUCCAUCAUUACUCCCGUUCUUUAAUCCAUGAAUGACCAUACUACUGUUUCUUUGGACAAUUAGUCUAAAUCCUAUCAUAGUUAUACUGAUAUGAAUUUAAUAAAGUGAUUCCAUACUUCUCAA
Molecule: messenger RNA, 5603 nt
Organism: Micropterus salmoides (largemouth bass)
Lineage: Eukaryota; Metazoa; Chordata; Actinopteri; Centrarchiformes; Centrarchidae
Gene: fam89a
Product: family with sequence similarity 89 member A
Exons: 2
Coding region: 149-685 (178 amino acids)
Source: RefSeq, a predicted model, not a curated record